CAUCAAUUAACGGAAUCAUCUGUUCAUACUUCAUAUCCCGGUGACGGAAAGCUUAUCGGAAAGGGAAAAAUCAAAGCAUUUAUUACAACCAAAUUCCCAAUCCAUAAGCGUUUAACCUUUGAUCGAAUUACCUUAUUUGAACCCUAGUUUUCAACUCCUUUUUACCCCUUGAAUCGCCCAACACAUCUUCGAAAUUUGGAGGUUAGUUAAAUUUUACAUAAUUCUUCUCUCGUCGGUUGAUUUUUUUCUGGACUGGGGUUUGUUUAGCUGCUCGUGAAUUGAAUUCGUAAGCUUGUAUUAUUGGUGUAAAGUCAAUUUUACGUGAAUUGUACAAAUAGAGAUGAAAUUACAUGUAAUUUGAGGGGGGAAAUGAGGCAGUUGAAUUUUUUUUGCGGUAAAAGAAGUCCUCGAUUCAGAGGACUUUUUCAUGGGUUGUGUUGCCUAGUUUUGAUUGUAUUGUUCUUCAAUCAUGGGGAAUUUGUGAUGAGUCCAAGUUUAGGGCAAUCAUCUUCCGUAUUAAGCCCUAAUUUGAGCUCAAAAGGGGGAUUCUCCGCGGUUCGGAGGGGAAUGAUUGAAUUAACUGCAGAUUCUCCCGUUAACGGAAAUGGCACCGAUCGUAAUUUCGUGGAUGCUAAAGAUCCCGAAUUUUGUUCGGGGUUGCUUGAUCACACGGGGUACAAUAGUAGCUGUGAGUUCUUGAAAGCAAACCCUAGCUGCAAAUUGGGUGGGUUUUUAGAUUACCUAAAGUUCUACUACUGUGGUUGCAAUGAGAGUGCUUGGACUUUUUUGGUGUUGGCUGUUUGGCUCGCUGCAUUGUUCUACCUUUUGGGAAACACCGCAGCCGAUUAUUUCUGUUGUUCGUUAGAGAAACUUUCGAAGCUCUUGAAGCUAUCUCCCACAGUUGCAGGGGUAGCUCUGCUUCCACUCGGAAAUGGUGCGCCUGAUGUGUUUGCUAGUAUUGCAUCUUUUGUAGGAACUGGAACUGGAGAGGUUGGACUUAAUAGUGUCCUUGGAGGAGCAGUUUUUGUUACCUGCAUUGUUGUUGGAGUUGUUUCCCUCUGCGUAGCUGAUCAAGAUGUUCGGAUCGAUAAAAAGUGCUUUAUACGGGAUAUUACGUUUUUCAUCGUCACACUUACGGCCCUUUUGUUGAUCUUGUUCGUGGGGAAAGUGAGCGUUGGAGCAGCCGUUGCCUUUGUAUCGAUAUAUUUCGUUUACGCCUUUGUUGUGGCUGCGAACGAGGUUUUGAGGGAGCAAGCGCAUAAGCUGAAACUGGAUGUGGUCACCCCUUUGCUUCCGGUUCGAGGAAGUGUGUUUUCAGCGAGCCACGAGGAUGAAUCCAUGUACAGCUCAUUGCUCGAACUCGAAACAGAUAGUGAUGGGGUACAGUCUCAUGCCUCCUUGCCUCAGUGGAUGUGGGCAUCGAAUGUGGCUAUAUAUUCGAACCAAGUGCUAAAGAUACCCGAUGGUGACAAGAGUUUAUGGGGAUGGACCGACGAAGACAUAGUUACAGAGGAACCAUCUUUAUCCUGUUCAAGACUAUGUGCACUCAUGGAGUUGCCUUUAACAGUUCCAAGACGAUUAACUAUUCCUCUAGUGGAGGAGGAAAACUGGUCGAAGGUAUACGCGGUGGGUUGUGCUUUGUUCGCACCGAUUCUUCUCGCAUGCCUAUGGAGUGCUCAAGAAAGCACGACUUCCAAAAGUAGAAUAACUGCAUAUGUCGUGGGGGUUUUAAUUGGCUGCACUCUUUGCGUUUUGGCGUAUAAGCACACGAGGCCAGAAAACCCGCCUCACAAAUUCUUACUCCCGUGGGUAUUAGGAGGCUUUUUCAUGAGCAUCGUUUGGUUUUACAUGAUAGCGAACGAGCUCGUGGCUCUGCUAGUCGGGAUAGGUGUGAUACUAGGUGUCAAUCCUUCGAUACUAGGACUGACUGUACUGGCUUGGGGAAACUCGAUGGGUGAUCUGGUCUCGAACGUUGCGCUCUCGAUGAACGGUGGAGAUGGAGUGCAGAUUGCCAUGUCUGGAUGCUACGCGGGACCCAUGUUCAAUACGCUUAUUGGAUUGGGCGUCUCGAUGCUUUUGGGUGCUUGGUCAGAGAAACCCGGUACGUUUACAGUUCCACGUGACACGAGCUUGUACUAUACUCUGGGGUUUCUCUUGUCCGGACUUAUUUGGGCUCUCGUUAUUUUACCAAGAAACGACAUGCGUCCUAAUAAGAUGCUCGGAGCUGGACUUAUUGCUAUAUAUUUGGUGUUUCUUUCUUCUCGCGUGGGAUCUGCUAUGGGUCUGACUGGACUUAGUUGAUGGCAAUUUACGGCAGUCGUUUCGGUGCGAAUGGUAUGUACUAUGUAUUAGCUCAUAUAAUCCAAUGUUCGUUCUAUGUUUUAUUGUGGUUAUGACAUGUAAAUGAAACUAUACGUAAAACGGGAGUAUCGCCUAGCUAACUAAACGCAGUUUCGGAAGCCUAUUUAAGUUCUGUCUUGUUUUAAUACUGUGCGGUAGUGUGCUCGUGUGAUUACGAAUUACUUUGAUUUUUGCACGGUUUUUUUUUUUGGGG
Molecule: messenger RNA, 2554 nt
Organism: Erythranthe guttata (spotted monkey flower)
Lineage: Eukaryota; Viridiplantae; Streptophyta; Magnoliopsida; Lamiales; Phrymaceae
Gene: CCX4
Product: cation calcium exchanger 4
Biological process (GO): transmembrane transport; monoatomic cation transport
Cellular component (GO): membrane
Molecular function (GO): monoatomic cation transmembrane transporter activity
Source: RefSeq, a predicted model, not a curated record